GCAGAGUUGCAUGGUACAGACUAACGGUGCGUUUUGCAUAUAAAAGCAGCUAGUGGAACAUCAAACAAACAGAAUCAAACAAUCCUCAAAAUGAAUAAGGUCAUCAUCACCCUAGCUCUGUUGAUCGCUGUGACUGUGGCCGUGCCACAAGGAAGAAGAUUUGGUGGCAAUACUUUUGGACGUCCCGUUGUUGGACUACGCCCCAUUGGUGGUGGACUAGGAGGAUUAAAUUUAUUUGGAGGUAGUGGAACCGGUGCCGGUGCUGGAACAGGAUCUGCUGGCUUUGGAGGAGUUUCAGCUUCAGGAGUCGGCAUUUCAAGCGCCCAGAACGGUGGAUUCGGUACAGGCAGUGGAAGUGGAUCGGCUGGAUCCAACUUUUUCACCGGCCAGAACUUCGCCACUGGUACCGGUAGCGGACAGAGUGCCGGCAAAUAAUUUCUAUGUUGUACAUACAUCCUAGCUGACGAAUAUUGGCAUGUCCUGUAAAAUACUUUUUGAUAAUAAAUUAAAAGAAUACCAU
Daphnia carinata is the source of this 520-nucleotide messenger RNA. RefSeq lists its product as uncharacterized. The record is from RefSeq and is a predicted model, not a curated record. Bases 91 to 435 code for a protein of 114 amino acids. The transcript is spliced from 4 exons. NCBI's taxonomy places the organism in Eukaryota, Metazoa, Arthropoda, Branchiopoda, Diplostraca, Daphniidae.